UUGAGAUAUGCAUAAUUAAAAAUGAGUUUGGAAUAAAUAAUGUUAAAAAAUGAAAAUCAAAUAAAAGCAUAGUAAAGAACGUAAAUGACCGAGGAAGAAUGAUGAUUCAUAUUACUGCAGCAUUAAAAAUUCAAGAAAUGAAAAAUUAUCAAUGAUUUCAGUAGCUCAGAUCUAAUCAGGCAACAGUUGAUACCAAUAUCUCACCUUCGUCUUUAUUAAACUUCCUUCUGAAUUCUGUCGACUGUUUCUUGAAAUUGAUCUAUGUUAGGUGUGUUAUUCUCAACCUCCCUGAGUGUUUCACAUUGUUGUAUUAUAAAAUCCCCAUAGUAACUAACAGGUGGAAGAAAACACUCACACAAACACACAGGAGAGAAGAGUCAACCCCUUAUCCUCCUCAUUGAUCAUUCUUGGAAUUUGGCUGCCUUUCUGGAAUUUAUUUCGGUGCCCUUUUGCAGAAGGGAAUCUGGUGUACUCUAAGAAUCUUGUCCUUUUCUGGGAUUUAAAGAUUUGGGGAGUUAAAUAGAUCCAACCCCCAAAACCCAUCUUGGGAUUCAUAAUUUUUGGCAGAUUCUUGAUUUAUGGGUCCAUUUUGAUAUAAUCGUUUCAGCAGUUCCUUAACUUGCAGCAUAGAGAAUACACAGUGUUGAGUUUUUGUUCAUUUUCAUGAUUAAAUCACAUAUGAACGGAAUGGCAGGAGGAAAUGGGGUGUUGUACCCAAUCAUUGGUUUUUCAUUAUGUGUUGCUUUCACAUACAUGUCUUUUGGGGACAUGUGGGUUGAUAUCCGUGGAGAAACAAAAUUAAGCUUUGUGGAGAGGAAUGGGACUCAGUUCAUGGUGGAUGGUAAACCUUUUAAUAUCAAUGGAUGGAAUUCUUACUGGUUGAUGGACCAUGGUGUGGACGAAUCCAGCAGAUCCAGGAUCAGUGCAAUGCUGCAAGCUGGAGCAAAGAUGGGCCUCACUGUGUGCAGAACCUGGGCUUUCAAUGAUGGUGGAUACAAUGCUCUCCAAAUUUCCCCUGGUCGAUUUGAUGAAAGAGUAUUCAGAAGGUUUUGCUGCACUGGAUUAGUCUAUCCUACAUGGUUAUUUGCUGUCCCCCCCGGGGCCCCAAUUUGGUACCUCUCAUUUAAUGCUUGUGCGUUUUUAUGGCAGUCCUUAGAUCACGUAAUUGCAGAAGCGAGGAAACAUGGAAUAAGGCUGAUACUAAGCUUGGUUAAUAACUUGCAAGCAUAUGGAGGAAAGACUCAGUAUGUUCAGUGGGCAUGGGAAGAGGGUGUUGGUUUAAGCGCUUCUAAUGAUUCAUUCUUCUAUGACCCAUCAAUUUUGCGUUAUUUUAAAAACUAUGUCAAGACAGUGCUGACGAGGAAGAACACACUCUCUGGAAUUGAAUACAGGGAUGACCCAACAAUCUUUGCUUGGGAGUUAAUUAAUGAACCGCGCUGUAUGACUGAUGCUUCUGGUGACACACUCCAAGAUUGGAUAGAAGAAAUGUCAAAUUUUGUGAAAGCAAUUGAUAGAAAGCAUUUGCUGACUGUCGGCCUUGAAGGAUUUUAUGGUCCUAAAAGUCCGAAAAGGUUAACUGUGAAUACAGAGUUCUGGGCAGCUGAUCUUGGAUCUGAUUUCAUUCGCAACUCUAAGAUAUCUACUAUUGAUUUUGCCUCAGUUCAUAUAUACCCUGAUCACUGGUCUCAUACUCCAGAUUUCGAAUACAAAUUAAAAUUUAUUUCCAAAUGGAUGCUUUCUCACAUUGAAGAUGGUGAUAAAGAACUUAAAAAGCCGGUAAUGUUCACUGAAUUUGGAUUGUCAACUGAGAACAAAGAUUUUGAUCCUUCUCAACGAGAUAGAUUCUAUAAAGUUAUACUUGAUAUCAUAUACAAGUCUGCAAAAAAACAAAAGUCCGGGGCAGGAGCUUUCGUCUGGCAGUUCUUGGUCGAAGGGAUGGAAAAGUACAAUGAUGAUUUCGGGAUUGUUCCGUGGGAGAGGCCAUCGACAUAUCGUUUAUUUACAGAACAAUCAUGCAGGCUGGCAAGAAUUCAAGGUGCACUUCCCUCUCAAAAGGAACACUUGAAAAGAUUGUGCUGGCAAAGACGUUAAAAUAUAUUUUGUUCGGAUAAAAUGGAAUGUGUGUUUUUCUGUUUGUGAUCUUUAAUUUAUAUCUUUUGUCUGUUUUGAUUGUAGAGAAGAAGAAUUGAAAGACAUACAUAUUUUCACAUACGUAUAGGCGUGUAAUUACAGAAGUUGAAAUAUAUGUGCAGAUAAUUUUUGAUA
Messenger RNA from Olea europaea var. sylvestris, 2265 nucleotides. Its product is annotated as mannan endo-1,4-beta-mannosidase 2-like. Gene Ontology annotation, molecular function: hydrolase activity, hydrolyzing O-glycosyl compounds. Bases 664 to 2091 code for a protein of 475 amino acids. The record is from RefSeq and is a predicted model, not a curated record. The transcript is spliced from 5 exons. NCBI's taxonomy places the organism in Eukaryota, Viridiplantae, Streptophyta, Magnoliopsida, Lamiales, Oleaceae.